CCGGCAUGUUCGGCCAGCAUACGGCCUCAUCUGCGGGGUUCAAGGCGAAACAAGAAGCACCUCACCCUGGAGCAAGGACGCCGUUUGACUGCUGUGCCCUCACAUUCCAGCCAUUUGAGAAUCCUGUUUGCGCGCGAAACUCAGAUGGAACGGGUCUUGUUUUCGACUUGGUCAACAUCAUCCCUUGGCUCAAGCAACAUAAUAACAUCAAUCCCGUCACACAAGAACCACUGACUUCGGCCGACCUGAUCUCUUUGCAUUACUCUCGCAAGCCGUCUGGCGAAAUUCACGACCCAAUUUCGUUCAAACCUCUCAGCGAGCACUCACACAUUGUCGCCAUUGCGACAACCGGAAACGUCUUCCUUGCUGAGAGCAUUAAGGGCGGUAGGGACCUCGUGGCGGACGUCAAGUUCAAAAAAGACGAUAUAAUCACACUUCAGAAUCCUCAUGGUCUUCCACCGAUGUCUGUCGCGAAAGCCGCGGAGAAGUCGACUGCUGAGCCAGAGAAGCCCAAAGCAGUAACAAAAACCGGGCCUGCUCCUCAAGCGACAGCGAAGCCGAAAAAUGUGCCAUGGAAUGCCUCUCCUUACUCGACCGGAUUGCCGGGAGCCUCUUUGACAUCAACUUCAGUCGAUCCACAAACACGAAGUUCGCAACUUCUGUGGGACGAGGAAGAGCUCAUGUUUGAGGAUUUUGCCAACCCUCCGAAAGGAAAAGGGAAGGAGAAGGAUGUGGGUCGAAGACGCGCGUAUGUUCGUGUCGUCACGUCUUUGGGCGGGGGCUUGAAUUUGGAACUGUUUUGCGAGAAGGCACCCAAAACAUGCUACAACUUCCUGAUGCUGGCGAAGCAAGGAAAAUACAACGACUGUCUCUUUCACCGAUUAGUGCCAGAAUUUAUGGUGCAAACAGGGGACCCCACGGGUACUGGUGCUGGCGGCCAGUCUUACUGGGGUACGCCGUUCCGAGACGAGUAUGAUAUGCGGAAUGCAGCGAAGCAUGAUGACCGAGGAACCCUCGCAAUGGCAAAUAAAGGAGCUAACACGAACGGCUCCCAGUGGUAUAUGACCUUCAAGGCUACACCUCACUUGGACAAAAAACAUACUGUAUUUGGGAAACUUGUCGGUGGAGAGGAUGUACUAGAUGCUCUUGAGAAGCUCCCUGUCAAGCCUGGCACGGAACGACCUGCCAAACCAGUGAAAAUUUCAGAGGUUAUAAUUUACCAAGAUCCGUUCGAGGAGUACAAGGAACGGCAGGCGAAGAGACGUGCCAAGAAGGCUGAGGCAGAGUCCGGCGUCCGUGAGAGUCAGCCGACAAAAAAUGCUGAUGGCGAAAUCAACUGGUUUGGGGAGAAGGUGGGCGUCGAGAAGUCUGCGGGGGGCCUAACGGGUGUUGGUGUUGGCAAGUACUUGCAUCUCGGUGGUAAUGCGCCUACCAAGAGACCCGCCCCGGCACUCACAGUCCCGAGCGUCGCCGAAGAAACAAAGAAGAAGCGGAAGAUAGGCUUCGGCGAGUUCGAAGGCUGGUAACCCCGGGUUACCUAUCAUUAUGUUCGUCCUCACGUAGAUGCUGUAAAUUAGCGUAUUAUAUGUACAUGUAAUCCUCCAAGUCUGGUGCUCAAGCUGGAAUGGGAAUGCGUUCUCGUUCUACAGCAUGCUCCUGUCCCUCGACGGCUUCUUCUGAGAUAUCGAUAGCAGGCACCGUACGCGGUGCAGACGGGAGGUUAAUGGCUUGCUCGGGCUCUUCUCCCAGCGCUUCCUUCUGAAGCUCAGCAAGUUCUGCUUGUACUGCUUCUUCGUCCUCCACGGUAAGAUUGCUUGCAAGCAUCUCGUCGAUUUCUCUUUGGUAUUCGCGAGCUUCCGCCGUCUCCUCCAUGAUCUUCUCAACCUUCUCAAGGCUCAUCUCUUUGUGAAUCUGCUUAAGCACUUCGUUGCCCUGUUGUAGCCCGUGCAAGAUAGAGGCCUCCACCAGGGAGAACUCUAUUGUAGAGACUAGGUGUUCGAGAUUCUCUAACUGUGCAUCUGUCUUGGUAAGAAGAGACUCCUGAUAUUUCUUCUUCCGCAAAGCAAGGAUGGCACGGUCUUUGUUGCCGACAGCCAGCUGUUGUUUCGCUAUCUCAUGUUCCCUAUCGAGGACAGUCUGAAUCUUCUUCUGGUAUUGUUUGACCUUAUCACGCUGCAACUUCAGGUCGAGGAUAGCCCGGUCCUGUUUCGUAAUCUUUGGCACAGACUGGUUCACCCCCAUCGCAAAGAGUGUUCAGUAAGAG
Molecule: messenger RNA, 2263 nt
Organism: Phanerochaete carnosa HHB-10118-sp
Lineage: Eukaryota; Fungi; Basidiomycota; Agaricomycetes; Polyporales; Phanerochaetaceae
Exons: 15
Coding region: 6-1526 (506 amino acids)
Biological process (GO): protein peptidyl-prolyl isomerization; protein folding; protein polyubiquitination
Cellular component (GO): catalytic step 2 spliceosome
Molecular function (GO): ubiquitin-ubiquitin ligase activity; peptidyl-prolyl cis-trans isomerase activity
Source: RefSeq, a predicted model, not a curated record